AAACGACUUCUCCAGAGAGAGAGGGACAAGGGGGUUAAAAAAGGACAACGAAGUGGUCGUCGUCUUCAUUCUCCGCGCCCUUCUAUUGGAAGCUCUAAAGCCAAAAGCCAGUCUUCCCCUCUCCUCUUGUUACUGCUCAAUGGAAGGAGUUGGGGCCCGGCUGGGCCGGUCGUCAACCCGGUACGGGCCGGCGACGGUCUUCAGCGGACCGGUCCGGAAGUGGAAGAAGAUGUGGGUCCCCCUCUCCAACCCUAACUCCGCCGCCGCCGCCGCCGCCGCCGCCGCCACUGCCGCUGCCGCCGCCAACGGCGGCACCGCCACCAACAACAACCACUCCCACCUCGUCCUCUACAAGUGGACUCCCAUCUCCUCCCGGGGCAAUGGCAGCGCUGCCGCCCCCGCGGCCACCGGGAAGGACGCCUCCGCCGCCGCUCAGCCCGAGGAGCCGCCCCGGAGGAAGUUCCGAUACGUCCCGGUUUCUGUAAUUGAAGAGCAAAAGCAAGAGGCUGCUGUGAAGUUGGAGGAGGAGAACAAACCAAGUGAUGCUGAUCCAUCUGCACAGGCUGUCCAGUCUGAUCAGUCUGAUGGAAAACCUGAUAUGAAUGAUGCCUCAAUGGAAGAGGCUCAGGCUAUAAACAAGGAUGAAGCACCUGCAGAAGACAACAAGGGAACCGAUUUAAAUUUGAGCUUGGGUUUAAAUGCUCCAGAUGGUGAUGGUGAAAGUAAUCCAAAACUGGCAGAACAGGGUGAUAGCACUGGUCAACCGGAGAGAGUAAACUCAGGUGAGGAUGUAGAAAUGAAAUCUGGAACAAAUUCAGAAACUGAUAAUAAAUUAAAGAGGAAGGCCGUAACCCCUGACCUUGAAAUGAGAGUGUGAGUUACUAUAUCAUUGUUUCUUUUAUUUGAUCCUCUUGCAAGAGGCCUGAUACUGUGCCCUGAUUGAUGCACUGUCAUCUAUAUACUAGACACUGUUAACUGUCUUAAGCUUGCAAUAUUAUGCGAGCUUUGUGCUUUUUUAAAUGCUUUUUAUGCUCGUCAGGUAGCUCUAAUACCCUGAAAGAACUGCACUUAGUUUGCUAUUUAUAAGAUCAAACUUCAGUUCUGGAUC
Molecule: messenger RNA, 1108 nt
Organism: Elaeis guineensis (African oil palm)
Lineage: Eukaryota; Viridiplantae; Streptophyta; Magnoliopsida; Arecales; Arecaceae
Source: RefSeq, a predicted model, not a curated record